Messenger RNA from Colletes gigas, 2099 nucleotides. RefSeq names its product dolichyl-diphosphooligosaccharide--protein glycosyltransferase subunit 1 (gene Rpn1). Gene Ontology annotation, cellular component: membrane; oligosaccharyltransferase complex. The record is from RefSeq and is a predicted model, not a curated record. Bases 136 to 1962 code for a protein of 608 amino acids. The transcript has a single exon. Lineage: Eukaryota; Metazoa; Arthropoda; Insecta; Hymenoptera; Colletidae.
UCUUUGUAAUGGGUGAUCGUGGAUAAACGCCACGUCUGUAUUAUAUGCCGACAACAGUAAUCCAUUCACCGGUUAGUUAAAACGGUUAAAUGAUAAAAGUGAUAUAAAUUAAAAGAAAUUUUCACAGGAGAGAAUAUGACUCGGUGUAGAUUAAUUACGUUAAUAUGGUGUACCUCGUUGGUACUCGGUUUACAUAUCCAGUCUCUCGCCGCUACCGACAUCGUUGAUCCCGAUCUAAACCUUAAAAAUGUGGACAAACAUAUCGAUUUGCAAUCUCAGCUAACAAAAAUUACAACUAGAAUUGUAUUGGGAAAUGGAAGCAAAGAUCGACACAUACGAAGUUUUCUCUUUGCGUUAGAACCCGAAGAAAAAAACAGUCUCAGCUAUAUAGCUGCUUACAGAGAACCUGUACGAGUUGAACUAAAAUUAACUGAAACGAAAGUAAACGCGCAUCCAGAUAAGACUUUUUAUCAAGUUGAAUUGAAGGAUCCGCUUUCUCCUGGUAGAACUAUGUCUAUUGAAAUUGAAAUAAUAUUGACGCACAAACUGAUACCUCAUCCUAAGGAGAUCACACAGAAAGAGAAGCAAUUAGUAAAAUAUAUAGGAAAUAUUUAUCUUUAUUCACCGUACAAUAUAAUGAAACAAACAACCACUGUAUCGCUACCAUCACGCAACGUUGAAAGUUAUACCAAGUUUAAACCAGUUUUACAAAGCGAUUCAAUGAUCACGUAUGGUCUGUAUGAAAAACUUCCUCCUUUCUCAUACGAAGAGUUGAACAUACACUUUGAAAACAACAACAAGUUUCUGACCGUUACUAGGUUGGAAAGAAGUAUUGAAAUAUCUCAUUGGGGAAAUAUAGCAGUAGAAGAACAUAUUGAUUUAUUGCAUACCGGUGCUUUAUUGAAAGGUUCAUUUUCACGCUAUGAAUAUACGAGAGAAUCAAAAUCUGGACAGGCUAGUAUUCAGAACUUUGAUACUAUUCUACCAGCAGCUGCUUCUGAUAUUUAUUACAGGGAUGAAAUUGGUAAUAUUUCAACGUCUCAUACACGUAUUAAAAAAGAUUCUGUCGAGUUGAAUCUUCGUCCACGAUUUCCACUUUUUGGUGGUUGGAAAACCCGAUAUAUAGUUGGAUACAAUGUACCCAGCUAUGAGUAUUUAUUCCAUUCUGGAGAUCAGUACACUUUGGAAAUGAGACUACUGGAUCAUGUGUUUGACGAUAUGAUUGUAGACGAAUUGCUUGUAAAAAUUAUUUUACCUGAGGGUUCAAAGAACAUUGAACUAAUCCUCCCAUAUUCAGCAACACGUUUGCCAGAUUCUCUUCAUUACACAUAUCUAGAUACUACCGGCCGUCCAGUAAUUGCUGUCACAAAGAAAAACUUGGUUGAAAAUCAUAUUCAGAAUUUCAAACUUAAAUACACAUUUCCACGUAUAUUGAUGUUACAAGAACCAUUACUUGUAGCAGCUGCAUUAUACUUAUUAUUCUUAUUAGUAAUUACCUAUGUAAGGCUUGAUUUUUCCAUAGAUAAAGAUGAAAUUUCAGAGAGUAAAUUGAGAAUUGCUGGACAAUGUGAAAAGAUCUUAGCUGCUCAAGAUAGACGAGUAACUUCUUACAAUGAAUUGGAUGAUCAGUUAGCAUAUCUGAAAUCGAAUAAGGAUGCCAAUGCAUUUUUGUCAGUUGUUAAAGGCAUUAAUCAAGAUUACAAAAGUGCAACAAGCGCUGUUGCAGAAAUUGCGCAACGCUUAAAAGGAGAAUCUGGAGAUGUUUACGAUCGAGUUCAGGAAUUACAGAAGUAUGAUAGGACACUGAAAGAACUUUAUAAUCAACAGCAAGCACUUUAUGUAGACAAAUUAGUGCCAGGCAAAAUUGGACGUCAGCAGUUUGUAGAAGCAGAAGCUGCCAUUGCUAAGAAAAAAGAAGAAUGUAUUGAAAAAAUAAAUUCUAUUGUCAAGUCUAUGCAAUAACGAAAUUUUUCGAAUUUGGAAGCAGGAGACUUAAUAAAAAUAUUUUAAACAAUUACCUACUCAAUUUUUCACAAUAAAUUACAACAUAACAUUUCCUGUAUAAUAAGUUAAGAUUUGUAAUAAAGAAGUAUAAAUUA